Molecule: messenger RNA, 1697 nt
Organism: Aspergillus campestris IBT 28561
Lineage: Eukaryota; Fungi; Ascomycota; Eurotiomycetes; Eurotiales; Aspergillaceae
Product: metallophosphoesterase family protein
Exons: 4
Coding region: 353-1594 (413 amino acids)
Cellular component (GO): cytoplasm
Molecular function (GO): hydrolase activity, acting on ester bonds
Source: RefSeq, a predicted model, not a curated record
CAUAGACCCACCACGAUGCAACUAGAGAUCACUGCAAAUGGACAGUGCGCAUCGAAACAAAGAAAGUCUCACAGACAAGAAGCCCAGGAACCUGAUGGAACAAGCAUUAGGGUAUCUGCAGGAAUUUCAUUUCCGACGACGUCUUUCACGCCGGGCAAAAACAUCAAGGAAUUGGUCCUGGCGUUGUUGACCGGUGUAACACCGCUAGGCAGUUUCCCCUCUAGUCAGGCAUGAUGUAACUCACUCAGCCUCCAGAGAUUUACCAGCCUCGCACCUCCUGGAUUCCCUCUUCAACCAUCAUGUCUCUCUGGAUCGGAUGAAAAACUGCGAUCGGCAGUGUCAUGUGGAAUCAAUGGCUCUAUCUAAUGCCCCCAAUGUCACCAAUGCUCUGCGGUUCACCCCGGAAGGCUCAUUCAAAAUCUCGCUCUUCUCCGACCUCCACUAUGGAGAAUCAACAAACACCGUGGGGCCUCCCCACGACGCCCAUACAGCCGAUACCAUGGCGCAGAUCCUCUCCGCCGAGAACCCCCAGCUAGCCGUCCUGAACGGUGACCUCAUCACCGGUCGCUCAAAAUCCGGACCCUCCAACUCCACCCUGUACAUCGACAGCCUUGUCGCUCCGCUAACCGAUCGCCAUGUACGCUGGGCCUCCGUCUACGGUAAUCAUGAGAGCGACCGGGGCCUUUGUCCCGAUGAUCUCCUCGAGCGGGAGACCACCAACUACCCGCACGCCAGCCUGACGCGGAAGAUGGUCGACGACCCGGACGCUGGGAUCACCAAUUAUUACCUCCCCGUGUGGUCGUCCCAGGACGACAACAACAACAGCUCCUCCUCCGACCUCGCGCCCGAGCUCAUUCUCUGGUUUUUUGACUCGCGGGGGGGACAGACAUGUGAGGAGGCAGAGCGCCCGGGCAGUCGGCGGCCAAAUUGGGUAGACGACUCGGUCGUCCACUGGUUCACAAAAACCCGCAAGUCCCUCCAGGAGAAAUACAACCGCACCGUCCCAUCCCUAGCCUUCUUCCACAUUCCGACCUAUGCGAUGCGCGCCUUCCAGGAGGCCAGCGUCGCGGGGCCCGCCGCGCCUGGCCUCAACCACGACAUCGUCAAGCAGCAGGGGUAUAUGCCGGGGGUGCAGGAUUACCGCGAGCAAGACUAUGCGUUUAUGGAGGCGCUGCUGGAUACGGAUGGGUUGAUCGCGACGUUUAGUGGACAUGACCACGGGAAUGAUUGGUGCUUCCGAUGGGACAGCCAACUCCCCUACAUGAACCUCACCGGAAACGGCCUACACAUGUGCUACGGUCGGAGAACCGGCUACGGUGGGUACGGCGCGUGGGCGCGCGGCGGACGGCAGAUCGAGCUGCUGCUGCAGGAGGAGGGACCCCCGCGACUGGACACCUGGGUGCGGGUGCAGGACGGGUCAGUGGGGGAGCGCACCAGCAUCUUUGCGAAUUCGGAUUCGAGCUCGAACACAUCUCGGGGGUCGGAGUAUCUGGGGACGAGUGCGGCGGUCAAGCGGGAGCGGUGGUUUGUUCUCCGGUGGGUGAUGGUUUGGGUGGCCGCUGCUGGUUGGUUUGUCGGAGGAUAUGAUAUAUGAUGGUGGGGUGUAUUCUUUAAGACUGUGUUUAUUAUUAGCGAUGGUGUAGGUUUUACUGAGUAUGCUAUGGUAUAUGGAAUAUAAGGCAUGGAUUACUUCUAUA